Messenger RNA from Podarcis muralis (Common wall lizard), 1606 nucleotides. It is a transcript of the gene BCAP31, whose product is annotated as B cell receptor associated protein 31. The record is from RefSeq and is a predicted model, not a curated record. Gene Ontology annotation, biological process: endoplasmic reticulum to Golgi vesicle-mediated transport; intracellular protein transport. Gene Ontology annotation, cellular component: endoplasmic reticulum; endoplasmic reticulum membrane. NCBI's taxonomy places the organism in Eukaryota, Metazoa, Chordata, Lepidosauria, Squamata, Lacertidae.
CCGCCCUCUUCCUCCCGGCCGACGAGAGCCUGGGAUGCCGCGCCCAGCGCCGGGAGAGGCGGGGCCUGCCAGCCUUCUAGUUCCGACUUCGGCCGCAGCUGGGCUCUGCUGGAGGGCCUGCUAAGAAUUGCAUCCUAGCCGUGAAGUCUUCAGUCUCUCCGACGUAGAGUCCCUUCCAAGCUUCUCAUGAUGAGUCUCCAGUGGGCGGCUGUGGCCACCUUCCUCUAUGCAGAAGUCCUCCUCGUUUUCCUCCUGUGCAUACCCUUUAUCUCAGCAACAAGAUGGCAGAAAAUCUUCAAGUCCCGCUUGGUGAAGAUAGUGUUGGCCUAUGGGAAUACCUUCUUUGUUGUGCUCAUAGUCAUCCUGGUCCUGUUGUUUCUUGAUGCCAUUCGUGAGAUCCGGAAAUAUGACGAUGUGACCGAGAAAGUGAACCUGCAGACCAACCCUGGGGCUGUGGAGCAUUAUCACAUGAAGCUCUUCCGAGCCCAGCGGAACCUCUACAUUGCUGGCUUCUCGCUGCUGAUGUCCUUUCUGCUGAGACGCCUGGUCACCCUCAUCUCCCAGCACGCCACCAUCCUGGCUUCGAACGAAGCCUUCAAGAAGCAGGCAGAAGGAGCUAGCGAUGCGGCCAAGAAGUACAUGGAGGAGAACGACAAGCUAAAGAAGCAACUGCAGCAAGCAGGGGUGAAAAUAACAGAUCUGGACACCAAAGGCGCUGGAGGUGAAGAAGAGAGUAAAGCACUGCAGGGUGAAGUGAAAAAACUGAAGGAUGAGCUGGCCUCCACAAAGAAAGCCCUGGAAAAGGCAGAGAACGAGGCCCUGGCUAUGCGCAAACAGGCCGAAGGACUGACCAAGGAGUAUGACAGACUGAUGCAUGAACACACCAAGCUCCAGGAGGCCUGCGAUGGACCAAGAGACAAGAAAGAAGAAUGAUUCCCCUGCUGAAUAUUGGUGGUUCUGGCCAGUCUCCACCUGGUUGCUGUACACUCAUGUUUCAUGGGGCUGGGGGCAGCCUAGCUGAGCCCCCUCCCCUCACUUUCUGGGCAUGGGUUUGGGUGAUCUGCUCAUCCACCAUUAUUUGCUCCUUCCCCGUCCUGCACCCCCCUUCAGUGAUGUAGCUUUUGAGUGGACUGCUAACUCUCUUUAUCCUUGUGCCCCUGCCCCCCCCCCAAUAAACAGACUGGAUGUGAACUUACCAGAACAAUACUGCUGCUUGACUGUUACUCACAGGUGGAGGCGAGGAGGAAGACGAAGACAAAGUCGUCUCUCUCUGGGGAGGCAAUUGGGGCUGGGCUACCAGGGCCAGAAGCAUUUCAUGGUGGCGAGGGUUGGCUGGGUCUAUUUCAGCAUGUGCUCUAAGGCUGUCCUCCUGUCUUUUAGCUGCACUUGCUCCCCCAGACUCUGGGUAGUUUCACUUACUCCAUCCAAAGCCUGAAGGGAGCAUGAGUGGAGCAUUAUGUGUGGUGCUUAUGUGCUCCUGUUGAUACCAUCUGGCUGUGAUGGGGAAGAUCUCCCCCGUGUCCGUAAUCUCUGUAUUUUUUUUAUAAUAUAUAUUAAGGACAAGGUGUCUGUACAAAGCUUCUCAUUAAAACUCUGGUAGAACAAA